AUGGCGAGCCGAAGACCGCCCGCGUCGAUCCAUGGCGUAACCGGAACGAAAUCGGAAUCCAAGGCCGGCGUAUGUCGUCUCUCAGCCCAGCCUCUAGUUUUGUUCUUCCUUCUCCUUAUUGCAAUUCCUUUUGCAUCUCCCGCGAGCGAUCCAAACGACGGAGUUGAUCCGUGUGCAACACUCGCGAAUAAACUAGAGGCGAGCGUGGCGGCGUUGGCGAAACAGAACAUCAUCGUCGAUGGGUCCGUCGGUUUCGCCACCCCUACGGAGGCGCGAAACUGCCUACGUAACUUCCGCUUCCGUGCAGACCGCGACAUCCCCGCUUUAGACACAAUCAUUAACGCGCUCGACAAUCAUUACGUGUACAAGCACCUCGCGGUAAAAUCACCCGACCCGAAGCUCCCGAGCGACGUCGAUAUCAUAACGUAUCUUAAAUCGAUUCGCGCAACGGCCGAGCAAGGCGAGGGGAUCAACAGCCUUCUGCGCUUCCACACGCUUAUCUUCCGCGCGAUCGACUCGUUGAAUGACGGCCAUACAUCCAUGACGAGCAAUUGCUUCUACGGCGUCGGGCUCUAUACUCUCCCGCUGCCGCUCGUGUCGGUGGUUGAAGACGGGGAGCAAAUCAUCCGAGUCGGAAGCAUGGAAUUGCUCCGCGGGCGCCCGGACCUUAUCGCGCGCGGGCUUUUCGGAUUCAACUUCUCCCGCUACGAAGGCAAGGGCGUUGUGACUAUAGAGGGCGAGCCGGCGCUCCCGUUUAUCGCGCGGUGGGCGGACAAGUACGUGGGGACGUUCCGCAGCGCGGGCGCGCGCUUGAACGCGGCGCUCGCGCACCGCACGGUGAAGGGGCUCGGGGAGAUUGAUGGGAGCCAGGGCGCGUUCACGGUGCGCGCGAUCCCGCCGCGGAAAGACGCGCUCGUCAUGCAAAUUCAAGUGAACUCCGCCGCUCCCGCUGAGCGGGUGGUGGUUCCGUGGAUCGCGGAUUUCCCCCGAGGCGCGUUCAGCGACAGCCGCAGUUACUGGCUCGCCUUCUGCCGGAAAGCUGGGGAAGGGGAUGACGUGGGAGGAAGCACCACGGAAGGUUCCGCCGCUGCUAACAAUGGUGGCGGUGGUGGUGGUGGCGCUGAUGCUGCUGAUGAUAUCAGUAUUGUUAGUGGGAAGGCAAGAGGUGAUAAUAACGGCGUUGCUAAUAACGGUGGUGAUAGUAACGGGGGUGACAAGCUGGCGAAGGAAAAGGGGGAGUUGGGGAUCAGCAAGGCGGGUGGCCUUCGAGGAUUUUCCAUAGCAGUAGGGUCAGGAGGGCAAAAAAAGCGAGUUCCUUUAGCGGAUGCGACUGUAGUGGGGAUGCUGGCGCCUAGGAGGGAUCUGGACCCUCCGCCCCUGAGGGUGAGGGAGGUGGGGGUGGUGGAGGAGGAAGGAGGAAGUAGGGAAGGACUUAACCCUGUAGCUGAUGGUACCGCGGCUGCUGGUGGUGCCGGGGGCUCGACUGUGGGUGACGCCGCUGCUGGGGGAGGUGCAAUUGGGGCGGGUGCGACUGCGGUCGCCCCUGCCGCCGCCCCGCAGCAGACAGUGCGGCUGUCAGCGGAGGGCGAUCUCUUCCCCGUGCUGCUGCUGCCGGAUGAAACGGCGGUGGUAUGGCUACACACGUUCAGCACCAAGGGGCUUGACAUCUCGGCUACGGGGCUUACUCCUUCACAGUAUCUCUACGCCGAAUCCAUGCGCGCCCUCAGCCUUGCCACGAGGCGUGGCAAGCGCAUUGUGCUGGACGUGCGGGGGAACAGCGGAGGCAUUAUCCAGACCGCCUAUGGAGUGGUGAGGGCGCUGGUCGGGCCUGCUAAAACUCCCCCCGGGCAGCUGCAGAUGCCGCAGCAGCUGAUGAUUGGAAACGAGUACACUGCGCGACUCAUUAAAAGCAGCGCCACUUUCUUUUAUAACGCGUCGAAUUACUGCAACGUGGCGGAGACUGCGGGAUUGAAAGGACCAGCUGAUUUCGGGCCGUUUCAGGAGAUACAGUAUACGGAGGACGGGCAGCCUGGAAAUUAUUCUGCCCGGGUGAAGCUGACGGAGAUGCUGACGCUAUACGACCAAUCGGAUGAUUUCAGCGGGCUGCCCAUGGUGGUGGUUUCCGAUGGAACCUGCUUCUCUGCCUGCGCGGUUUUGACUCACAUGUUAAAACGGAAAUUCAACGUCCCGAUGGUGACUGUUGGAGGGCUCAGGGACCAGCCAAUUGCAGUGAGCUCGUCGUGCCUAGGUGGCACGCUCGGGUCGCUCGACGACGGAAUCUCGCUGCCACUUGUCGGCACGCCAUUGGCCAACGAUCCCCGAGCUACCAAGCCAUUUAGAAUGCAGAUCGACCUGGCGUUUGCCAUGCUGCAGGCGUACGGGUCUGAGAAAGCCGACAGUCAAGGAGUGGGUGGAGGGUCUGCCAGUCAAGAAAUUCCAUGUGAGUUUGAUUUCUUGGAAGCGGAUGCGCAUAUCGAUUUGACAAUGGAGAUGGUGGACUAUCCCAAGUGUGUGAUUUUGCUAGCGUUUGACGUGAAAAUGGAUAUGAAGAAGCUCGCCAUGGAGCAUGCCGCUCAGAUGUGUCCUUUCCUCCGAAACGUGUCGCUUUCCUCGUCCUCCGCUCCGCUUUCAUCUCCCCUCUCCCACUCGCUCGGGGACCUCUGUCCCGCUUCCGCCGCGCUCCCCGGAAAGAAGCCCAUCUUCGAGGAAACUUCGUCCUCUUUCGAGGUCGCUUUCAGGCUCUUUCACGGCGAAACGGGAGUUGUCCCUCUCGCGAAGUCUUCCAACAUCGUCUCUGUUAAGUCAGGCGAAAGCAACGAUGGCCAGAUCAGCCAGUCGCUUUCCGUCAUUCCCGCGCUCCAUGCUUCCGGGAUUACCGCCGAGAAGAAGUCAUCACAGAGCAUUUCAACCGCGAAGGACACCACUAACGCCUUUUCCAUGAUGGGUUAUGAGACAGCAGAAGAGCAGGAUCAGGACGUUUGUCCGUACGCUGCGACGUUCGCAGGCGGUCUGGGUGCGUCAGCGGCGACGAUCAGCCUGUCGGUGUUCGGCCCAUCCGGACCGUUCAGUUAUGAUUCUUUCCGAUCGCGUGGGGAGAACAGCAAGGAGCAGCAGAGACGGAAGGAGCAGGAGGAGAAGAGGCGUCGCGAGGAGGAAGCUUCAAAGGAACGAGAGUCUGUCCACGAAGCCGAAGGCGAAGAAUGGCUCACGACGGGUAACUGUCCGAUCGCGAAGUCCUACCGAGCGUUUUCGCGAGUGGUGCCGCUCAUCGCAGCGGCGAUCCGUCCCCCGGCCGGCAUCCAAUAUCGCUGCCCGGCUCCCAUCAUCGCAUUGCGCGCAGCCGUCGCCAAGACUCCCGCUAUGAAAGCCCUCCGGCCGCAGGCCCUCCCGAUAAGAACACUCGCUAUAGGCACGAUCGGCAUGAUGCUCAACAUCCCGCUGGGAGUUUGGCGAGAGCAUUGCGAAAAGUUUUCUCCACAGUGGAUCAUCGCCGUGCACGCGUCCGUUCCGCUGGUCGCCGUGCUGCGAAAGGCCGCGCUUAUGCCGAAAUACGCCAUGGCCUUCACUAUAGCGGCAUCCGUUAUUGGCCAGGCGAUCGGAGCGAGGGUGGAGCGGAGACGUCUGAAAAAGCUCAAGGAAGGUGCGGAGGGUGCUGAGCUGGCAGACACCGUUUCCGGUGGCAGCAUUGCAACCACCAGCAGCAGCAGCUUCAAGUCUGCUGCCCUUCCAAGACUCCCUCAGCGCUCUGUCAUGCUUUCCAAGGCACGCAGCGAGUCCCGAGCUGUUCGUGUAGGGGCAGCUGCUGCAGGGGCAGGUUCUUGCAAGGCCGCUGCUGGUAAGGAGGCCGUAAGUGCGCUUGUAAGCUCCAUGGCUGUUGGCGCUGGUGGUGGAGCGAGUGCUAGCAGCCCACUGAAGGUUGCUGCUGCUGCGCAUUGA
Closterium sp. Yama58-4 is the source of this 3936-nucleotide messenger RNA. The record is from the annotation of a GenBank genome assembly. Lineage: Eukaryota; Viridiplantae; Streptophyta; Zygnematophyceae; Desmidiales; Closteriaceae.